Camelina sativa (false flax) is the source of this 3609-nucleotide messenger RNA. Its product is annotated as protein unc-13 homolog. NCBI's taxonomy places the organism in Eukaryota, Viridiplantae, Streptophyta, Magnoliopsida, Brassicales, Brassicaceae. The record is from RefSeq and is a predicted model, not a curated record.
AUGUGCAUUAGGUACCCAAAGACAAACACCUGUCUCAAAUCUUCUUCUCUCUAAUUCCCAUUUGUCGCCUGGUUAUAUACUUUUGUCUGCUUUUUUUUUUUGCUUCUUCUUUCAAAAUCAUUCAUUCUUUAAUCUCAAGCAAGAAUCAUUUAUCUGAGCAUCACCAAAUUCUUCUUCUUUUUUUUUUAAUUUAUAAUUCUUAUUUCCUUCAAGAACAAAAAAAACAAAUACUACAGUUUAAUACUUCAUCUCUCUACAGUUGUCUGUUUCUUUGUGCAUUUUGGCGAUGAAUGAAUCAAUGAUUGUUUCUUCUUCUUCUUACCUUUGAUCUAAUCGUUUCCACAAAAUAUUCUCUUGUCGCUUCUUUCUGAUUCUGAUCAUCCCCAAAAAAAAAAGGUUUAAUUUUUUUUUUUUGUUAAAUCAGAGAAGGGUUUUUGAGUAUAUAAAGCUUCUUACUUUGAUCCAAAAAUUCGUAAGUGGAAAAAUGGAAUCGUUGUUACCUUCUCCAUUUGGCGAUCCAGCUCCUAAUUUAUCUGAUUCGGAGCUCCGAGAAACCGCUUACGAGAUCUUAGUCGCUGCUUGCCGGACCACCGGAAGUCGUCCGCUCACUUACACCCCUCAAUCCCCCAAAUCUGAUCGGAGCAACGGUGUGACGACGGCGGGUUUAUCUCCAUCGCCGUCGCUUCAUAGAUCUCUUACGUCUACAGCUGCUAGUAAGGUGAAGAAGGCCUUGGGGAUGAAGAAACGAAACUGUGACGGAGACGGCGGAGGAGGAGCAUCGUCUGGUCAACCUGAUCGGAGUAAGAAAUCUGUCACGGUUGGUGAGUUGGUUCGUGUACAGAUGCGAAUUUCUGAACAGAUCGAUUCAAGGAUUCGUAGAGCUCUUCUUAGGAUCGCUUCUGGUCAGCUUGGGAGGCGUGUGGAGAUGAUGGUGUUACCUCUUGAGCUUCUGCAACAGCUUAAAGCUUCAGAUUUUCCAGAUCAAGAAGAGUAUGAAUCAUGGCAGAGAAGAAACUUGAAGCUUCUUGAAGCUGGUUUGAUAUUAUAUCCUUGUGUGCCGUUAAGUAAAUCUGAUAAAUCUGUUCAACAGCUUAAGCAGAUCCUCAGGUCGGGUCUCGAGAGGCCGUUAGAUACCGGGAAGAUUACAGGGGAGACGCAGAAUCUUAGGAGUUUAGUAAUGUCUCUUGCUAGUCGGUCUGACAACAAUGGGAUUGGUUCCGAGACUUGUCAUUGGGCUGAUGGGUUUCCCCUGAAUCUUAGAAUCUAUAAGAUGCUUUUGGAGUCUUGUUUUGAUGUGAACGAUGAGUUGUUGAUUGUUGAAGAAGUUGAUGAAGUUUUGGAGCUUGUCAAGAAAACAUGGCCUGUCUUGGGUAUGAAUCAGAUGAUUCACAACGUUUGUUUUCUCUGGGUGUUGUUUAAUCGGUAUGUUACAACUGGGCAAGUGGAGAAUGACUUGCUUGUAGCUGCUCAUAACUUGAUACUCGAAAUCGAGAACGACGCAAAGGAGACGAAUGAUCCUGUGUAUUCAAAGAUCUUGAGUUCUGUUUUAAGUUUGAUUGUGGAUUGGGCUGAGAAGAGACUUCUUGCUUACCAUGAUACUUUCAACAUUGAUAACGUCGAGACGCUUGAAACUACAGUUUCUUUGGGGAUUUUGGUAGCUAAAGUACUAGGUGAAGAUACUUCUAGUGAGUAUAGGAGGAAAAAAAAGCAUGGUGACUCAGGUCGUGAUCGUGUCGAUACCUAUAUCAGAUCUUCAUUGCGUAUGGCCUUUUCACAGACUAAGAGGAUGGUGGAACAUAGCAAGAAAUCAAAAUCCCGUCAGAACAGUAGCAAUCUUCCGGCUCUUGCGAUUCUUGCGGAGGAUAUUGGUCAUUUAGCUUUCAACGAGAAGGCGAUAUUUAGUCCAAUCUUAAAGAACUGGCAUCCUCUUGCAGCUGGUGUAGCUGCAGCUACGCUUCAUUCAUGCUACGGAACUGAAUUGAAGAAGUUCGUGUCUGGUAUUACUGAGUUGACGCCGGAUGCUAUAAGAGUACUCACCGCUGCAGAUAAGCUUGAGAAGGAUCUGGUGCAGAUUGCGGUUCAAGAUGCAGUAGAUAGUGAAGAUGGCGGGAAAUCAGUUAUAAGAGAGAUGCCUCCUUUUGAAGCUGAAGUCGUUAUUGGCAACCUUGUGAAAUCAUGGAUCAAAACUAGAGUCGAUAGGCUUAAGGAGUGGAUUGACCGGAAUCUCCAGCAAGAGGUAUGGAAUCCGAGAUCGAAUAAACUUGGUAUCGCUCCUUCUGCAGUUGAUGUACUGAGGAUGGUAGAUGAGACAUUGGAAGCGUUUUUCUUGUUGCCAAUACUAAUGCAUCAAGUUUUACUUCCUGAGCUAACGUCAGGUCUCGACAAAUGUAUGCAGCAUUACGUAUCAAAGGCGAAAUCUUCCUGUGGCUCGCGGAAUACGUUUCUACCUGCCUUGCCUGCUUUAACAAGAUGCACGGUCGGGUCAAGACUACAUGGUGUAUUUAAGAAAAAGGAGAAGCCAAUGGUAGCUUCUCACAGGAGAAAAUCACAGCCUGCGUCGAGUAAUGACUCGGCAGAAAUAAUUCAGUUCUGUUGCAGAAUCAACACUCUGCAGUAUAUUAGGACAGAGAUCGAAUCAUCAGGGAGAAAAACAUUGAACCGUCUCCCAGAUUCCGAAGUUGCUUCUUUGGAUGGUAACGGUAAAGUCUUUGAACAGUCCAUUGGUUAUUGCUCGAAAGGAAUACAGCAAUUGUCCGAAGCAACUGCUUACAAGAUUGUCUUCCACGAUCUGAGCUACGUUCUCUGGGAUGGUCUGUAUAUCGGGGAAGUUCCUUCCUCGAGGAUCGAGCUGUUUCUUCAAGAGCUCGAACGGUGCCUUGAGAUCAUCUCCUCAACGGUUCAUGACAGAGUCAGAACCAGAGUCAUUUCAGACAUCAUGAGAGCUUCUUUCGACGGGUUCUUAUUGGUCCUCCUCGCAGGUGGACCAUCACGUGGCUUCACAGUUCAAGACUCUGCUGCUGUGGAGGAGGAUUUCAAGUUUCUGUGUGAUCUUUUCUGGUCAAAUGGAGACGGAUUGCCUUUGGAUUUAAUCGAGAAGGUUUCGACGACGGUCAAGAGUAUACUUCCGCUGCUGCGCACUGAUACAGACUCUUUGAUUGAACGUUUUAAAGCUGUGUGUCUCGAGAAUCAUGGUUCUGACAGAGGGAAGCUUCCACUACCGCCGACUUCUGGUCCGUGGAGUCCAACGGAACCAAACACACUUUUAAGAGUAUUGUGUUACCGUUAUGAUGAGUCUGCUACUAAGUUUCUGAAGAAGGCUUAUAACUUGCCCAGGAAGCUAACCUGAGAACUAUCGAGAGUUGGGAACUUGAAACAGGUGGUGAUUAUAGUUGUAUACGCCGGUUUAGUUUGAAAUGUGGGAUACUGUAUUAUUUUUGGUUAAGCGGCUAACCGUUUGGUAUUGGCAAAUUAAAUUACUUGUACACAAGAAAGUAGAAACCCUUUAGUGAAAUAUUCGUCUUUUGUACUAAUCAAAGCUUGUGGGCUUUUGUAGUUUACAUGUUGUCAACUGUUAUAAUUUUGUAUAUUUAAUACCUUUGUUUUUCAUCA